Messenger RNA from Brassica oleracea var. oleracea, 764 nucleotides. RefSeq names its product CRIB domain-containing protein RIC4-like. Bases 72 to 548 code for a protein of 158 amino acids. The record is from RefSeq and is a predicted model, not a curated record. NCBI's taxonomy places the organism in Eukaryota, Viridiplantae, Streptophyta, Magnoliopsida, Brassicales, Brassicaceae. The transcript has 3 exons.
CAUAGUACAUAUAUACACACAUACUCUUGUAUAUAAAUAUAAUUAUAGUAAAAGGAAAGACUUGGCAAAAAAUGAGAGAUAGAAUGGAGAGACUUGUGGUGCUUCCUUUCUCCGUUGGAUGUAUCUCCGACUCAAGUGUUGCCGUUUUAUCUCCUCUCUCUAGGUCUCAUCAUCAUCAUCACUCUCCUCAAGGGAUCCGUGAUCAGGAACAGGAAGAAAACAUGAAGAAUGUAUUCAAAUUCCUUGCGGUUUCUAAACCGGAGAUUUCUACCGGUGUUAACCGGCUUUUCAAGAGCUUCAAGACCAUUUCUCAACUAUUUGCUUACAAAGAAGAAGAGAGUGGUGAUGGAGAGACGUCAGGGAUGGAGAUAGGCGUUCCAACAAACGUAAAACAUGUAUCGCAUAUUGGUUGGGAAAGCGGUUUAACCGCGGUUGCAGGUCCAGGUAAAGGAUGGGAAGAUCUAAUACCUCCGGAGUUGUUUGCAGCCGCCGCCGCCGCUACUACAAAACAAGACGUCAAUAAUCCUCAUCUUCAUCACACUUUAUAAUUUGUCACUCCGUCUAUUUAUUUUAUGUUUUGUACACGAAUCUAGACAUAUUUUUGAUACAUAUGGGGAAUAUCUGGUCUAUGAUACAUUGUAUGAUAUGCCGUAUAUAUAGAGAUCGUGUUAUUACUGGAGUAUACAUAUAGUUGUUAUAUAUUUUGUGGAUGUACAGGGUCUUCAUUUUGUAUAAACUAAUAUGAAUAUUGUAAUAUACUUAGG